AUGUCUUGCUUCUUGUCUUGUCCCCGUCGUCACUGUGAGACUGACAUCAAUGAAUGUGCUGACUCCCCCUGUCUCAAUAAUGGGACGUGCACAGAGGUCAGACCCAGUAGUUUCGUUUGCCAGUGUCCUCCAGGGUUCAAGGGCAGCAAGUGUGAAACAAAGCUGUGUGAGGCCAACUUGGACGAAUGCACAAUUCUGAAACCUUGUGUAAACAAUGCAACCUGCCGGGAUGGCAUUAAUGGAUACCUCUGUGAGUGUCUGCCAGGCUGGUCAGGUCCCAAGUGUGAAGUAAACAUUGAUGAUUGUCUGUCGACACCCUGCCAGAAUGGAGGUAACUGUACGGACUUGGUCAAUGGAUAUAGCUGUACCUGUGAUUUCGGCUAUGCAGUGUCAUCAUCUCACACAGCUAGUGUCAUCAUCUCACCUUACACAGCUAGUGUCAUCAUCACCUUACACAGCUAG
Molecule: messenger RNA, 462 nt
Organism: Candidula unifasciata
Lineage: Eukaryota; Metazoa; Mollusca; Gastropoda; Stylommatophora; Geomitridae
Source: the annotation of a GenBank genome assembly